AUGGCAUUCCUGUUUCUGAUCCCGCUGGCGAUUUUAGGUAUUGCCGUCUUCAAGCUGCGGAAUGUCGGCCGACGGCCCAAGAACUAUCCUCCAGGACCUCCCACGUUACCACUGAUCGGAAAUUUGCACCAGAUUCCGCCGACACAGUCGCAUCAUAAGUUCAAGAAAUGGGCUGAAGAGUAUGGCCCAGUAUACUCGCUCAUUCUCGGCACCAAGGUCAUGAUUGUGCUCUCUUCCGACCGGGCAGUGAAGGACCUCCUGGACAAACGCAGCAACAUCUACUCCUCUCGCACCGAUCUCUACCUUGGGAAUGUAGUCAGCGGUAAUCUCCGCGUCGUCAUGAUGGAGCUAACGGAACAAAAGCAAUACGGCGAAACAUGGCGCAUGAUCCGAAAGAUAUUCCACCAAGUCCUUCACAUCAAGGCCGCUAAGGGCUACGUACCGUACCAAGACCUCGAAAGCAAGCAGAUGCUGUCCGGAAUCCUGGAAGAGCCCGACUCCUUUGUCGCACACAUCCGUCGCUUCACGACCUCGCUGACGACACAGAUGGUAUUUGGAUUCCGUACGACGAGCAUACAUGACGAGAAGCUCAAGAGACUGUAUCAUUGUGUCGAAAAGUGGAGCGAGGUCGUGGGUUCUUCUACGGCUGCUGUCUUGGACGUGUACCCGCACCUGAGGAACCUCGGAUUCAUGUUGCCUGGGAAAAGAUAUGCUGAGGCGUUACAUAAGGAGGAGAGGGCUCUGUACGUCGGUCACUGGAUGGAUGCAAAAGAGCGUGUUCUCAAGGGCACGGCGAAGAUUGCGCAUGCGGUACUGACCAAGGCUCAGCCCUGUUUCUGUGUGGGCAUCGUCGAAAGCCAAAAGGCUCUCGGUUUCUCCGACGCCCUGGCCGGCUAUAUAUCCGGGUCCGCUCUUGAGGCUGGUUCGGACACCACCGCGUCCACGCUGACUGGCUUCGUCCAGGCCAUGGUCUUGCACCCCUCCGUCCAGAAGCAGGCCCAAGAAGAAUUGGAUCGCGUCUGUGGUACCGAGAGACUCCCGAACAUGGAUGACUGGGACUCAAUGCCCUACAUACGGGCAUGCAUAAAGGAGUCUUUGCGUUGGAUGCCGACUGCGAUCCUCGGCCUACCGCACGCCGUCAUACAGGACGAUGAGUACAUGGGCUACAAGAUUCCCAAGGGCGCAGGCGUCAUGCUGAAUGUAUGGGCGAUCAACAUGGAUGAGAACCGAUUUGAGAAUCCACGCGCUUUUGAACCUUCUCGUUAUGAAGGCGACGAGCAGAACUCAUUCGAGUCGGCGAUGAACGGAGACCCGUCGAAGCGCGAUCACUACGUCUUUGGCGCUGGUCGACGGCUGUGCCAAGGAACGCAUAUCGCUGAUCGAUCACUCUUCCUAAGUAUUUCGAGGCUGCUGUGGGCUUUCAACCUUGAGAAAGCAGUUGAUGCUGAGGGAGUCGAGAUCACUCCAGACGCGGAUGACCUUACUGACGGGUUUCUGGUCCAGCCAAAGCCGUUUCCUGCGAAGAUUACGCCAAGGAGCGAUGCUCAUGUGCAGAUUAUUCGAAGGGAGUGGGAGGCUAGCCAAGCACUUCUGGACGAGAGUAAGCAAUGGAAGGAGGUUCCGAGCGGAAUGGUUUUUGAGUCUUUGGUAUCGUCGGAUUUCAAAGAAUGA
This is a messenger RNA of Colletotrichum fioriniae, 1671 nucleotides long. Lineage: Eukaryota; Fungi; Ascomycota; Sordariomycetes; Glomerellales; Glomerellaceae. The record is from RefSeq and is a predicted model, not a curated record.